UAAUCAGCCAAUAAGGAAGAGCAGUGCGUAUCCGGGCCCGUCACUUCCGGGUUGGAGCUGCGCGCAUGCGCUCUGAGAAUCCGGAAAGCCGGUAUUAGUUGCACAGGUGGCAUCAUGGCCCGGGAGCGCAGGCGCCACACUGGGACAGAGCACAGACCCCUCCCACUCCCCAGGAAGGCCACUCCCCCUGAGCGGGACUGGACCCGAGUGCUGCUUGUGGCCCUGGUAUCAUGUGCCAUAGGGGUGAGUGCGUUUGCCUACAGCGGCUACAUGAGAUGGAGCCUGGCACUCAGAGUGCUCACCCUGCACCCCUCCCCCAGGGUCUGGCCCCCCAAUAGCAGCUCCUCAGCCCUGUCCCCCAACAUGUUCUGGGGCUCGUACAGACCGCAGCUUUACUUUGGCAUGAAGACUCGGAGCCCCCAUUCUGUGGUUACAGGUCUGAUGUGGCUGUCCCAGGCUGGCGCCCCCUCUCUGCGGCACACUUGUGAGCAGGGCGAUGGCCUGGCACGGUACGGGUGGCUGUUGCACGACGGAGAGAACUUUGGGGUCCAGGAAAUCACCGACCGGGGGUUCACGCUACGCACUGAGUUUGUGAAGAGGCCGGGGGGGGACCAUGGCGGGGACUGGAGCUGGCGGAUCCGAGCCUCCCCCCAGGCUUCCAGCUCUCCGGGGCAAAUCCUCUCCCUGAUGUUCUACGUAGCAACCGACGGGCAGGGAACGCUCACCCCCCACGUGGCAGGGAGGCGGCACCUCACCCACGUUACUGGCGAGUCCGAGGAACUGGGCCCAUUCACUCUCCGGUUCCUUACAGCCGAGGGGGGAGACGGCCAUGUCAGUUACAACUACCUGAGCACCACGUGCCCCGGCCUGCACACUCUGACGGACGUGGUGCGCACCAGCCUGAGGGAUCACUUUACUCACCCAACAGAGAGUGGAGGCUCCCGUGGCAACAAAAGACGUUACUUUGGCCUCGAUAGCUACCACCCCCCGCCGUUGCCCCCAGGCACCCCAGCUCCUCCCCCCCACACACAACUGGUAGUCCAUCAGCUCACCCUGCAGCUCCCUUUCCAGGCCGAGGUUCUGUUUGAGUCUGGUAGUUUCCAGCAGCGCCCAGGGCAACUCUCGGGGGUUUCCUUGGGCACGGAGCUAGACAGGCACAAGACCAACAUGGAAAAUCGAUUCCAGAGCAUAUUCAGGCUUGAGGAGAAAGGAUUCACCCCAGAUCAAGUGGCCUUUGCUCAGGCAGCUCUUUCCAACAUGCUGGGUGGGAUGGGCUACUUCUAUGGCAGCUCCGUGGUCAAGUCUCCCCACAACGCAGAGCCUGUGCUUUAUCCGGCGGCCCCUCUCUACACCGCCGUCCCAUCUCGCUCCUUCUUUCCCCGCGGCUUCCUGUGGGACGAGGGCUUCCAUCUGCUGCUGAUUGGCCGCUGGAAUCCCUCCCUGGCUUGGCAGUCUCUGGGGCACUGGUUAGAUCUCAUGAAUGCAGAUGGCUGGAUCCCCAGGGAGCAGAUUCUGGGCUCGGAGGCUCGCAGCAAGGUGCCGGAUGAGUUUGUCAUUCAGAAGAGUGAGAAUGCCAACCCGCCGACCCUGUUCCUGGCUCUGCGCCAGCUGCUGGCAAACACCGAGGGGGACGAAGCGCUCCGACGAGCCUGGCCUCGCCUGCAGACCUGGUAUGAUUGGUACAACUCCACCCAGGCCGGCUUGCUGCCUCACACCUACCGCUGGCGGGGUAGGGAUCAAGACCCCCUGCGCUUCCUCAACCCCAAGACUCUGACAUCUGGGUUAGACGAUUAUCCGCGAGCGUCACAUCCCUCCGAGGAGGAGCGGCACGUGGAUCUGCGCUGCUGGAUGGCGCUGGCCUCUCAAGUCAUGGCAGAUAUCGCCGAGCGCUUGGAAGAAGAUGGUGGGCGCUACCGCCACGACCACAACAUACUGACUGACAAUGCUUUGUUGGACCACCACCACUGGUCGGAGAGGCUUGGGGCCUAUGCUGAUUAUGGGAACCAUACGCAGAACACGGCACUAGAGUGGGUGAGGCCACGCGCAGCCCCAGGGCAGGACCCCCGAAGCGUUCCGCCGCCUCAGUUGAUUAGGGUUGUUAGGAAGCCGCCAAGGCUGCAGUAUGUGGGCGCUUUAGGCUAUGUAUCCCUUUUCCCCUUCCUCUUGCAGGUGCUGGAUCCCAGUGCCCCCCACCUUGGCCGCCUCUUGGACCUUAUCAGAGACGCUGAUAAACUGUGGACCCCCUAUGGAAUUCGCUCUCUGUCAAAGGGCAGCCCCUUGUACCUGCAACGUAACACAGAGCACGACGCCCCCUACUGGAGGGGCCCCAUCUGGAUCAACAUGAAUUAUCUGACAGUUAGGGCCCUGUACUUGUACAGCCAGAUGGAGGGGCCACACAGGGACAGGUUGGUCAGCCUAUACAGGGAGCUGAGGCAGAACCUUCUGGCCAAUCUGUACCGGCAAUACAAGAACACUGGCUUCCUGUGGGAGCAGUAUAACGAUCAGACUGGCCAGGGGCAGGGCUGCUUCCCAUUCACCGGCUGGUCAUCCCUGCUGGUACUAAUCAUGGCUGAAGAGUACUGAUACCCACAUUGCCAUUGGGCUACUGCCGGGGGCUACAGACCAAAGCUCCCACCAUCAGACCAUAACAGACAACUAUAGCUGGGGGGUGCCACCCUAUCAGUGCCCACCAAGAGGAACGUAUUGCCUGCUUCUCUGGGAUCCCAGUGCCACACAUUCUCCCAGGAUGCUCUCUGCCCAAAGUGCUUACACACAUUCUCCCAGGAUGCUCUCUGCCCAAAGUGCUUACACACAUUCUCCCAGGAUGCUCUCUGCCCAAAGUGCUUACACACAUUCUCCCAGGAUGCUCUCUGCCCAAAGUGCUUACACACAUUCUCCCAGGAUGCUCUCUGCCCAAAGUGCUUACACACAUUCUCCCAGGAUGCUCUCUGCCCAAAGUGCUUACACACAUUCUCCCAGGAUGCUCUCUGCCCAAAGUGCUUACACACAUUCUCCCAGGAUGCUCUCUGCCCAAAGUGCUUACACACAUUCUCCCAGGAUGCUCUCUGCCCAAAGUGCUUACACACAUUCUCCCAGGAUGCUCUCUGCCCAAAGUGCUUACACACAUUCUCCCAGGAUGCUCUCUGCCCAAAGUGCUUACACACAUUCUCCCAGGAUGCUCUCUGCCCAAAGUGCUUACACACAUUCUCCCAGGAUGCUCUCUGCCCAAAGUGCUUACACACAUUCUCCCAGGAUGCUCUCUGCCCAAAGUGCUUACACACAUUCUCCCAGGAUGCUCUCUGCCCAAAGUGCUUACACACAUUCUCCCAGGAUGCUCUCUGCCCAAAGUGCUUACAGACAUUCUCCCAGGAUGCUCUCUGCCCAAAGUGCUUACACACAUUCUCCCAGGAUGCUCUCUGCCCAAAGUGCUUACACACAUUCUCCCAGGAUGCUCUCUGCCCAAAGUGCUUACACACAUUCUCCAUGCCCCCGUGGCACAGCCCUGCCCGGCACAGACGGCUCGUACCAUGUACGGAUCUAAACAAAUAAAACCUGUUUUGUUUUUU
This is a messenger RNA of Xenopus tropicalis (tropical clawed frog), 3566 nucleotides long. RefSeq names its product mannosyl-oligosaccharide glucosidase (gene mogs). NCBI's taxonomy places the organism in Eukaryota, Metazoa, Chordata, Amphibia, Anura, Pipidae. Gene Ontology annotation, cellular component: endoplasmic reticulum membrane. The transcript has 5 exons. The record is from RefSeq and is a predicted model, not a curated record. Gene Ontology annotation, molecular function: Glc3Man9GlcNAc2 oligosaccharide glucosidase activity. The coding region runs from base 115 to 2583 and encodes 822 amino acids. Gene Ontology annotation, biological process: oligosaccharide metabolic process; protein N-linked glycosylation; carbohydrate metabolic process.